AAUAUUCUACCGGACUCCCUCGCUGCCCGUAUUCAUUGAUUAUUUUCCAUAUCAUAUCACCAACCAUGAAGCCAGGGCUGAGACUCCGCGUCCCCCUGCCCGUAGGCAACAACAUCACUCCUGCUGCUGCAACUGGCGCUAAGACCAACAACAUAUCCCGCCUCCAUCAAACUCUCUCUCUCCCUGACGGUCGCCGGUUGGGUUACGCAGAGUAUGGCUCUCCAACCGGCUACCCGAUACUCUACUUCCAUGGCUUCCCGUCGUCACGGCUGGAAGGCUGGGCUGUUGACGGAAUGGCCCGACGACGAGGUCUGCGCGUUAUUGCACCCGACCGGCCCGGAUACGGACUCUCCACGUUCCAGAAACAGCGGCGGAUCACGGACUGGCCCGCAGACGUCAAGUCCCUCGUGGACCAUCUCCGGAUCCCGCGCUUCGCUGUUCUGGGGGGCUCCGGUGGUGGGCCUUACGCCGUGGCUUGCGCGUAUGCUCUCCCGUACGAGAUGCUGUCCGCGGUGGGGAUUCUGGCUGGGGCUGGACCAUGGGCCGCGGGGAUGCGGUAUGUCUCGCGCACGCGGAGGAUGCUCUCAUGUGCGGCCACGAAUUCCCCGGCAGCCCUGAGGGUAUUCGUUGACGGUGUGGUUGGGGCUUCGCGAUGGUGUGCGACAAGCGGCCCAGUGACAAAAUGGCUGGAUGCCUGGCUUGAGAAACAGGAGAGCAGAGACGAAACCACGCUCUCGACUGAGGAGGAGCGGGAGAGGUUGCUGAAAACCUUGUUCGAGGCCUUUGCUCAAGGUGCGGGGGCGUCGGUCCAGGAAGCUGUUCUGCUAUCGCACGAUUGGGGGUUCCGAUUUGAAGACGUCCCGUACAACAGGAUCCAGAUCUGGCAUGGAGAAAAGGAUGCGAAUUCUCCGGUGGAGAUGACGCGGUAUCUGGCUGCUCGGCUGCCUCAUUGUAGCCUGCGCGAGUUUGCAGGUGAAACACAUUACACCCUGAUCAAACACCUAGAAGAGAUUCUUGGGGAGUUGGUCACGGAGGAAAUGAUUCAGCAGCACUCUGCGCUAUCAACAUGACCGAAAGGGAUUAAACCCAGCUUGCGCCCUAAUUCACAUCUCCACUCCGGAGCUAUGGUUGACUGUUUAUAUUAUAUUUUUAUGUAGAACUAUUAUACUUGGCUCAAGGGAUCCUCCCCGCUAACCCCAACGUUGGAAACGUGUUAUUACAAAUAGACGUAACAGAAUGGCCCAGCGGUAGUGUCCAGCAGUUGACGAAUAGUCUUAGGUUCGGUCAAGGUGCCAAAGUGCUGCAUAUCGUCAAGGGUGGUAUUUGGGGGGUUGUCGACGAGGCCCGCCAUGAUGGUAGGGCCGUCAACCACGAACGUGCGAUGUGCGGGAUCAAGGUUU
This is a messenger RNA of Aspergillus ochraceoroseus IBT 24754, 1400 nucleotides long. RefSeq names its product alpha/beta fold hydrolase. Lineage: Eukaryota; Fungi; Ascomycota; Eurotiomycetes; Eurotiales; Aspergillaceae. The record is from RefSeq and is a predicted model, not a curated record. The transcript has a single exon. Bases 66 to 1070 code for a protein of 334 amino acids.